GAAGUUGGACAAUCUGAGAUAUUGACCAUGUCUAUUAUGGAUCAUAGCCCCACCACUGGAGUGGUGACUGUUAUUGUUAUUUUGAUUGCUAUUGCGGCUCUUGGUGCCUUGAUACUGGGCUGCUGGUGUUACCUGCGUCUGCAGAGGAUCAGCCAGUCUGAAGAUGAGGAAAGCAUUGUGGGCGAAGGGGAAACCAAAGAGCCCUUUCUUCUGGUGCAGUACUCAGCUAAAGGACCUUGUGUAGAGAGGAAAGCUAAGCUAACUCCAAAUGGCACAGAAGUGCAUAGUUAACUUGGUGCAACACAUGUAUAUGGACUAUGUUUACAUGUAACCAGCAGGAGGAUCUCUAUACUGUGAAGAACCUGGUCACAUGCACACUACUCAUCAGAAAACACCCUGAUGAGGAUUAAAUAAGCUUUGUUUGUGGCUGCAUGCACUGAGAAGUUCCACUUUGCAUUGACUGUGUAUCCUAAUUUCUCUAUGACAGGAGCUGACUCUCACCUGGCAUAAUGUCCAUUGCUGGCAAUGGACACAGGCAUAUAUUGGUGUGAAGAGACUACUAGUGUUUUUUGUUACUUGAAUGUUUAGCUGAGCCUAUUUUGAUGGAGCUACUACUGUAAUGUGAACUACUUUACAACUGUGAACUGUAAAUAGGCUGCCAGAAGCUUUUUGCUUUGUGUUCCACAGCAUAU
Cariama cristata (Red-legged seriema) is the source of this 692-nucleotide messenger RNA. RefSeq names its product stannin (gene SNN). Lineage: Eukaryota; Metazoa; Chordata; Aves; Cariamiformes; Cariamidae. The record is from RefSeq and is a predicted model, not a curated record. Bases 28 to 291 code for a protein of 87 amino acids. Gene Ontology annotation, cellular component: mitochondrial outer membrane. The transcript has a single exon.